Dreissena polymorpha is the source of this 1921-nucleotide messenger RNA. RefSeq lists its product as uncharacterized. The transcript is spliced from 10 exons. Lineage: Eukaryota; Metazoa; Mollusca; Bivalvia; Myida; Dreissenidae. The record is from RefSeq and is a predicted model, not a curated record. Bases 694 to 1746 code for a protein of 350 amino acids.
GCAUUUCCUCGUGUUCUAGCGCGGGAAUAUAAUCCGCUACAACCUCGUGAGGGACACACUUAGACUGGUCCCUGGAGCGGAUGUUCGGGGUGUCAUGUUGGAUGACCAGUCUUCAAGUACCACCAUUGUGAACAACGUAUUCUACAAUGUAGAGAUGUGUUUGUAUUUUGAUGUUGUGUCGCGUCUUUUUGGUUUAUUUUAAACUUUGUUAGUUGUAGUUAUAAAUGUACCAUUGGUUGCCAAUAGAUCAAAACUUGUAUGCACUUAAAGAUACUUUGCUCAGAAAAAAGACAACGCAAAAAGGCACACAAUGGUAUGAAAUCGUGUUUUGUACUACAUGUGCUGAUUUAUAUUAUAUAAAUCAUGUGUGUUUAAUAAAUUGGUAUCAGGCAUGUUUGAUAUUUUAAACAGGAAAUAAAAAUUUAAACAAUCGUUUAUUUCACAGAACGAGGGUCCAUGUGAACAUAGGUGGUGGGCGGGACAAUAUUGUAUCCAAUAAUGUCUUUUACGGUGCCACCCUUUACAGUAUGCAGGUAGACGGAAGAGGUACUGGCAAUUCAAACAAUGCGGAACUAUUAACAAGGCUACACCAAAUGCCAUACAAUUCCACUCUCUGGACACUUCGGUACCCGGAACUAGCCAUAAUAGAGCAGCGCAACAAAAGCCUUCCGGAAGGUAACCAAAUACACAAGAAUGUUGUAUAUAAUACUGGAAAAGAAGGAUAUAUACCUUCAAAGAGAGGAUGGUUGGACAACAUUAAGCUGUUUAACGAGACCGAAACGAUAUUUGCUCUUGGAAGUACGGAUUUCUAUGACGUUGCAAACUCCGACUUCCGAUUACGGUGUUUUGCCAAGGACCCUCGCCAACGAUGUUGGCUUUGUACAGGCGCUUCCCCCUAGCGAAUACGGCUGCAAAGUGCGUGUUGGACCAGUGCACCUAAACAGAGUUCCAGCAACCUUGAGUUCAAACCCAGCCACAGGCCCCUGCACCACAAAGGCGCCUCUGACCACAUCGCCGGCCCCUGCAUAUCUCCCGGAUGGAGCUCGAAAUAACAACCUGUACAACGUCUCCGACUCAGAAAUGUUAUCAGGUUGCUGGCUUGUCGUGUCAAAAUGCACGGCACACCCGAACGCCACUGGCACACACCGCGACACGCAUGCGCACUCAGACGACAACGAGACCGCGUGCUUCCAACGUGCUGUGCAUCAAUGGCACGACUGUGGUAGCCAUGAUAACGAACAAGUUGUGGCAAUAUAUGGACCUUCCGGCGCGAUGACACUGGCGGGUGACGGGUGUUUCAUGUCGAUAUAUGGGUGUCCAAACCACGGCGGACCAGCAGAUGGCCACUCGCUUACAACCGGAAGUAUCAACCGGGACACAUACGCGGAGAGUCACGGGGGUGCCCAUAACGAAGAGUCAUGUUUGAGCAGGGCACAGGGGCAGUGGGUUUACUGCGGAUCUUUUGCAAACCAUCCCGUGACAUCUAUUUACAGACCAACAGGUGCUCUAAGGACAUCAGGUGCCGGAUGUUGGAUCCACGCUCAGCAGUGCAACAUGAUUCCCAAACCUCGCAGUAUGUUCUAUGAUGCAUGGGGAGCAGCGAAUCUGCAUACCGAUGACGUCGAAGAUGCGUGUUUACGCCAGGCCGUCUAUUACUGGAAGAAGUGCGGCUCGGAUCCCGCCUAUCCAGUCACUGCGUACUUCCGGCCUUCAACUGCCAGCCGCACCUACCCGGCGGCUGCGUAGGCCACACCACCAGAAACAACUUUGUCUAAAAUAAAUAGGUAUUCAACUCGAAAUGACCCGAAAACAGAGUGCAUCGCUUUGAAAAGCCAUAACUUCAUCAAUUGUGCAGCGAUUUCCAUGAACGCGGUCUUAUUCAACGCAGAAAUUUCCUUUCUGUACAUACCUUUGCCAAAUC